AUGGGCGACGCCUCGGAACUUCUCGAAUCGACGUCAGAAGCUGAUGAUUGGUGGGAAGAGAACUGCUCGAUCAUCCCGCCAGAGUUCUUCAGGUUCCUUUCUCAUGCCUUAUUUUCAAGCAAAGCAGUUCAGACUGGUCCUGGUAGGUGUUGUCGGAGCCUGCAUUGCCUCGGUCUCCGUCUUUUUCAAUACCUUUCUCUUCUGCGUCCUCUGCAGGUCACAUCCAACUUUAUUUUUAUAAUCGAAAAUUUUCAGGAAUCGCCGCCAUCGGCACUCGCACUUGAUAUACCUGAUGUUCCUCGCCUUAGCCGAUACUUUUCUUUCUGGUUCGUUAACCUUUUCUCCAGAAAAUUCAUUUCUCUUUGCUUUUCUUUCGAGAACUCGAUAUUUCAUUCCGAGGACAUAAUUAAACUCUUUCGUUUUAUUGCGCCCCGGGGCGACAUCAUUUUUGGUCUCAGAAAAUUUGCAGCUCUGGUCUGAACUCUCGAAGUAAACACAGAAAGUAUACAUAAACUUGAAUUUACAAAUCAGCUUUGACCAAUUUUCACCCUAUGAUAUGUUCUUAAUUUCCAAAGACUUACAUAAAGAGGAGGGUUCAGGAGCAUAUAUCCUGCUCUUUCCUGUCAAUCUCUACAUGGACUACUUCAACUCUGAGUGGCUGGCGGCCGCCUGGUGGACCUACAUGAGAGUCAUGAUAACCGUCUCUCACGUCUUCAUUUCCACUUCGGCCUUUCUGAUCUGCGCUGCCGCCUUCGAGCGGUUUAUUUUCAUUUUCGAGCCAAAUGAAAAAACACAUUUCCGAUACACCAACAAAGAAAAAAGUCACAGGAGAGCGCGAAAGCUCUCAAAAAUAUUUUUAAAUACGGUGAUUAUGUUUUUAUUAAGAACAAAACGAGAUAACUAUCAAAAUUAGGAGGAAGAAGAACGAAAAAAUAAGGAAAUUUAAAAUCUUGAAAGGAAAAUUGUUUUCAUUGGAAAAUAUGGAAAAUUACUUCGAGCCAAAACUCAUAAACAGAAUGAACGAAAGUGAGCUGGGACCAGACCCAGUUAGACUUCAUGACUACAUCAUAUGAACUUUAAACUCGAAGAGAAUCCGACCAAAACUGAUGAACAGUUCGUUUUCUGAAAAAUCUCUUGACUAUGAUCAAUAUUUUCUUUUGAUCGCAGUGCAAAAAGUACUUGACGCCACCAUUAACGAAAUUUCCUAGUUCAAGUUCUGUUUUACAGGUAUAUGACGACUUCGAAAUUAGCUUGCCAGUUUGCCCGACACCACCGUCUCAUAAUUUGCCUCUGUAGCCUGGUUGUCGCUGUCGUUGCCAAGCUGCCCAUGUACUUCGAGGUCGAGGUUCGAGAUUUCUCGGAAUGUCUACUCAGAUUGUUCAAAGGUGGUUCCAAACGGUAACUGCACCGGCGUGACGUCGUUGACGGCCAUACAAUCGAAAGCUUCCGAGUCAGAGCCCUAUAAAACUGCAUACAAAGUGAAACUCAGUUCGAAUUUUCUUUAAAAAAUAGUUCUGCAGUACUGGUUUCGAAAUGUGGUCACUAUAUUUUUACCUUUUGUCAUGUGUUUCUACCUCAAUUUCGCAAUAAUCCGCCGGCUGAGGAUACAACACAAAGGCGCGAAACUGUUUCGUUUCGCCACAUCUGAACACAGGGUACCACGAAACUUCAGAUCUGAAAUGGCUCCGCUUUACAGCAAAACAUUAGAGCGGCAACGUUGAUGCUUAUUUCGGUGACUUGUACUUAUCUUGCUUCGAACCUUCUCAACGUCUUCGUGUACACCUGGGAGCUCAUUGACAAGGCAAUUUAGCCAUUUUUCCUGAGAAAAAAAAAGACUUUUUCGUUCAGACGUCGCUUCUCCUGGAGUACCGGACAUUUUACACGCUCUCUUCUGAUUUGGUCUCUCUUCUGACCGUCUGCGCGAGGUUUGAGACGUCUUAGAUCUGGUUGAAGGAUCGCUCUCAGUGCGUGUCGCUUGCCGAUUUACCUCGCCUGCAAUGCACGGAUCCGUUGCGAAGUCCUCGACUACCUUGAGACCUGCGUUUUCAUACACUUUGACGUCAAAUCCUACUCGGUUCAGUCUUUUUUGUGACUCUGAUCAGAGUUGCCCACAAGAAAACAAACGACUUUUUUUUCGGCUGUGCUUAGUUCAGACGGCGGCGAAGCAGAUAAAACCGUCCACUUUUUGGCAAACCGCUUCCCAGGCCGAAUCUAGCUGUGUCGCGUUGCUUACGGCCUUGGCCGGGCUUUUGAACGCGCAGCUCUGAGUCUGAUAGAGUAUCUUUCGAGGAAAAUAUCUAAAAAUGAGGCAGAGACUUGUUUCUCUAAAAUGUUUGGAACGUAGAGCAUUUUCGAACCUUCAAGACUUUGUUUCAAUUCCCUAUUUUAGAGCUUAGUUCUCUCUGAAUCAACUUAAAAUAUGUGUUAAAGAUUGAGAGCGAAACCGAAAAACGCUUUCAGAGGUCAUCAACAAUGAAAUCAAGAGCUCGCGCCACUACAGUCCGUUACUGUGACACCGGAAACGGCUAUAUGAUUUACGACGUUAGUUUUUCAGGAAUUUAUGCAUUUCUCUCUCAUUUUAAAUGUUCCAUUCAGAGACGGGAACAAGAUAGUGUGGUUGAACUGGUAAGGGUUAUCUGGUUGUUUUUUUCUGCGUUUUAUAACUAGACGUUUUUUUCUUCCUUUUUUUCGAUUAGACAUUAGAAGGUUUGAACUGCGAAGACCUUAGUACCACUUUCAUCUGUAUUUUAUGCGAUGUGUGAGGAAAAUUCUUCGGAGUAUUGGUGCAUGCAAUGUUUUCGAAAAUAAUCUGCCGUGUUUCGUUUCAAAAUGAAAAAACGAGUUUAAUAAAAAAAAAAAUUCCAUAUACCAUUUAGUAAUUAGAUCAAUCAUUGUUUUAAAUUACGAGUUUAGUUGACUAAACGGUUAAAUGAUAGUUUUUGAAAUUUCAAAACUACGCUCGGCAAAUAACAAGCUCGAAAACGUAGUUUGAGGGGGAAAGCAUGCUCUCUGUACAUUAUUAUUAUCAGAAUCGCGUUGAAGAGCUUGGCAUGGAUAGAUCUUCACAAAAUGAGCACUUAUUAUUUGAAGCCUAGGUGGUUUUCGAAAAGAGAUUUGCCACAGGAAGUGUAGAAAGGUUUUUUCAUAAACUGUUCUUUCUGAAACUACAUAGUCUAGCUCGUCUGCACUCUCUUUUCCAUUACUUGCGCUCUCGUUCUUUUGUGUUUCUCAUUGUUUCCUGAAAAAUUUGUUGAGAUGAAAAUAGUCAGAAUUAUUCAGAUCGUUCCGAAUAAGGUAUAAAGUUGUACUGAACUAUUCUGAAUCUGAUUUUUACAUUACUGGAGUGGAUCGAAAAAAAAAUCGAAACUUUCAAUUUUUAGUCGCCUAACAAAAAAGGCGAGCGAAGGGCGCGAAGCGUCGGAACUGGUCUCGAUCGGAUAGUGCUUUCUGUCGCCAUGGGUAGCAUGCCGAACCGGUGAGAAAGGAACGGAAAAAAGGGAAAAAGUUGUCUGAUUGCAGCCAUGUGAUCGCUGUGCCGCCGACGUUCGAAGAGAGCGGCUGA
Molecule: messenger RNA, 3562 nt
Organism: Caenorhabditis auriculariae
Lineage: Eukaryota; Metazoa; Nematoda; Chromadorea; Rhabditida; Rhabditidae
Source: the annotation of a GenBank genome assembly